Messenger RNA from Heterobasidion irregulare TC 32-1, 2982 nucleotides. RefSeq lists its product as uncharacterized. Gene Ontology annotation, cellular component: cytoplasm; membrane; microtubule. Bases 1 to 2787 code for a protein of 928 amino acids. NCBI's taxonomy places the organism in Eukaryota, Fungi, Basidiomycota, Agaricomycetes, Russulales, Bondarzewiaceae. Gene Ontology annotation, molecular function: microtubule binding; GTP binding; GTPase activity. The transcript has 5 exons. The record is from RefSeq and is a predicted model, not a curated record.
AUGUCUUCGGUCUUCUUCCGCUCGCUGUCCUCGCAGAAGACUGUGACUUACGGCUUGAAUGCGUCUCGUAGACAGACGGAGGUACUGAGAUAUACGCAUAGACACUUUACAACCAUCCUUUCGCCUCACCCCGCUCGUCUGCGACCGCGUUAUGCCUCAUCUGCUGCUGCAUUCCGGCAUGCCAAUGCUCGCGCGCUCUCAUACACUGCCAUCCCCAAAUUUGUUCUCCGGGCAUUCAGGGUGCCCAUCGCAGGUGCCACAGUAGGCGCCGGGGGCUUUACAUACGCCAAUUACAAGUAUGAAGAAUUCAGGAAGAAGUCAGAAGGAUGGAUUAACUCCGUCAAGGAUACCGCCACCGACGCUUUCGACACGGCAUCAGACGGACUCAGGGCGGUGUCGGAUCGUGUGUCCGAAGUCAAACUGCCCAAGUUCGAGACACCUCAAUUUAUUAAAGAUUUAUUCGCGUCGAAAGGAGAGCAUGACCACCAAGAGGGAUCGCAUCAUAAGGGAGGAGAGUCCUCACAUGGCGGGCGACCAGAUGGCGAAGACGCUGCAAUCGCAGCGCUCGUGGCGGCGACGAUGUCCUCGCCGUCGGAUUCUACGGUCACGAUCGAGGACACGGACGACUUCGUUUCAGACUCGCGGCAGAACGGGCUCAUGCAUCUGACCAAAAAGUUGAUUGAAAUCCGGAGCAUGCUGCUGAGCAUUGACCAGAGCGACGCGCUCAAGCUGCCGAGCAUCGUGGUUAUUGGCAGCCAAAGUUCAGGCAAGAGCUCGGUAUUGGAGGCUAUAGUUGGGCACGAGUUCCUCCCGAAGGGGAAUAAUAUGGUCACCCGCCGUCCUAUCGAGUUGACACUCAUCCACACCCCUGCAACAAACGGUUCCCAGGCAGUGGAAUACGGUGAAUUCCCUGCGCUCGGACUCGGCAAAGUCACAGACUUCGCACAGAUUCAAAAGACCCUGACUGACCUCAACCUCGCUGUCCCCUCUUCUGAGGCAGUCUCGAACGAGCCGAUAGACCUCCGCAUAUACAGCCCGUACGUCCCAGACUUGACCCUUAUCGACCUCCCCGGAUACGUGCAGAUCGCGUCCCUGGACCAGCCCGAGUCUUUGAAAGAGAAGAUCGCAUCGCUCUGUGAAAGAUAUAUCCGCGAGCCGAACAUAAUCCUCGCGGUUUGUGCCGCCGAUGUCGAUCUCGCCAACUCGCCCGCUCUCCGCGCGAGCCGGAAGGUUGACCCACUGGGUCUGCGCACCAUUGGCGUCGUGACAAAAAUGGACCUCGUCCCUGCGGAUCAAGGUGCAGUCAUCCUGUCCGGCAACAGGUACCCUCUGCAUCUGGGCUAUGUUGGCGUGGUGUGCAAGCCGUCAGGCAAGAAGGGUCGCCGUGAGACAACGAACGCAGUUACCCGCCGCGGGGACGACUUUUUCCGCGCCCACAAGGAACAGUUCUACGGUUCCUCGUCUCUCAUGGUGGGUACCGACACUCUCCGAAAACGCCUCAUGGACGUUCUCGAGUCCUCGAUGGCCUCCUCUUUGCACGGCAUCACGAAUGCAGUGCAGUUGGAGCUCGAGGAGGCACAGUACCAGUUCAAGGUCCAGUAUAACGACCGCCGCAUCUCACCCGAGUCGUACGUUGCGGAGACGGUCGAUGCGCUCAAGGCGCGGUUCAAGGAAUUUACGCUGCAGUUCCGCAAGCCCGCCGUGCGCGCGAAGCUGAAGGGCAUGUUGGACGAUCGCGUGAUGGACGUGCUGGAACAGCUGUACUGGAACGACAAGCGUGUCGGCGAGUUCACGGUCCUGGGCGCGGACACAAAGGUCAAGCCCGAGAACGUGGAGCCAUACUGGAGAUACAAGCUCGAAGCGGCCUCGUCACUGCUGACCAAGUCGGGUGUCGGGCGCGACGCGACGCUACUGGUGGCUGACGGUCUGCGGGCGCUAAUCGACAGCAUUGCAGCGGGCGAGCCGUUCACGUACCAUCCGCAAGCGGCAGAGCGACUAGUGCAGUUCGCGCACAUGAUUCUGCGAGAUCGGAUACCGCUCACGGCGGACCAAGUAGAGAACUGCAUCAAACCGUACAAAUACGAGGUGGAGGUGGACCAGCGUGAGUGGGAGAACGGACGGAAGGAUGCGGUAGACCUGUUCGAACGGGAGGUGGGGAUGUGCGAGGGGAAGCUCAAGGAGCUACGAAAGAAGGUCGGCGGGAGCAGGCGCCUGAACAACCUGAUGACGUAUGUGCGGGACCUGCAAGAGAAGGACAAGGAGAGGAAAAAGAAGCGCCUCAUAAUGGCUGCGGCAGGCGACGAAGAGGACAUUUCGCCCGUCGAGGAAGAAUCCUACAAAUACCCUCCAGGCCAGAUCCUCGAUGCUCGGCACGCGACCCUGUACACUGAUCGCCUGAGCAUCCUCAAACUCCGCCUCGCCGCCCUCAAAUCCAAACGGUGUCGUGCAGGCCCAGAGACUGACCUCCUCUGCCCAGAAGCCUUCUUGAACGUUGUCGCCGACAAGCUGGCGUACACGUCAUCAAUGUUCAUUAACAUCGAACUACUCGACCAGUUCUUCUAUCAGUUCCCUCGGGAGGUCGACUCGAGACUGCUCUACAAUCUCGACCGGAAAGAGAUCGUAGAUUUUGCGCGAGAAAACCCUGUGGUGCGGAAACAUCUGGACUUGCAGGAGCGAAAGGACAAGCUCGAGGAGGUCAUGAAACAGCUGAACAGCUUAUCAACACUUCGCACUGACGCGCAGCCCACCCCUCGUCGUCCACGAGGACUGUUUGGUGGCAUGUUCUGAUUGUUUUUGUUUUCGACUUUUUUGACUUUCUCACACUUGGGUGGAUUUUCUUACACGUUGUACAUGUUCUUAUAUUCGGUGUUGUCGUUAAUGUUACCCCACCUCUAAGCUUGGCGGAUCGUAGGGACUACGGAUGAUCAGGACAAAGGUAUACUUUUACGGCAUAAUACAAAUAGAAAUGCUGGUGUAGACCGU